AUGUUCGUGACAAACCCAGACUCUUCACCCACAAGCAGCUUCACAGGGGCACCACCAAACUCCCCGAACGAUCAGCACCACAAAUUCCACCACAUCUCCGAACUCUCCGCCCUCCCAAGGUCUCCCGAAGAGCCCCUCACGCCACCGGACUCAGAUCCAUUCAAGCAACGAAUCGUCCACGAAGCCCUCCACCAGUACACCCUAACGCCUCUCCAAAUAAGCGAUGAGAGCAGCAUCCACCUCCUAGCAGAAUACAAACGGGAAAUCGCCCACCUCACCUCCCAGCGCUCCAUUGAUCGUCAAUCCAUCGCCAGACUAGAAGCGGAUCGCGACCGCAACRAGGACUACAACCAAAAGCGCGACAUGCGUCAAAGUUGGGUGACCAAGCAAUGGGCAAACGGCAUCGAAGAAAUCGCUCGGAAAGACCGAGACUUCGAAGAACUUCAAGAGAGCGAGAAGUUGCGGUUUGACGAGCAGACGGCAGAGUUUCGAGAGCUUGAAAGUGAGCUGCGGCAACAGAACGAAUCGCUGUUGGUGGCGCUAGGCCGUUUGGAAGGCAUUGUUCAGGAGCGUGGCGCUGGGGAGGAACGGGCGCGAGUCCGGAUCGCGGAUCUUGAGAUUGACAUGAGACGACUCUGGCAGGAGAAUGCAGCGAUGGCGCACUGCGUUGGUGCAUCUUCGCGGCGCGAACGGGAGAGCGAGAUCACGAGCCGAGCAACCGUCGAAGUUGCAAGAGCGGCAUUUGUUGAGCGCGAUAACGCCGAUGCCCGCAAUGAAGAACUUCGAGCAGCCAUCGCAAGGCAGGGAAAUCGCACUCUUAGAUUCUGGGGYUCGGCGGGGUCCCUAUUAGCGGCGUUAGUGAUGGUCGCAGUGGUGGUGGAAUCCUGUUAG
Molecule: messenger RNA, 891 nt
Organism: Ramularia collo-cygni
Lineage: Eukaryota; Fungi; Ascomycota; Dothideomycetes; Mycosphaerellales; Mycosphaerellaceae
Exons: 1
Coding region: 1-891 (296 amino acids)
Source: RefSeq, a predicted model, not a curated record